AUGUCUUCUACUUAUAAAAAGUUGGGUAUUGAAUUUAAAGAAUUGCCAUAAUCUCAAACAGAUGAAGCUAUCUAUUCUAUUCAAUCUAUGAGACUUGAAUAAAUUUUAAUAUCAGAAGGAGAAAUAUUUGAUUGGCCAAAUCUUUUGAAUCGUCCAGAUUUAGUUAGUUUAAAGCAUCCAGAUUAAUUAGGAACUUUAAUUAUGAAGGAUGAAAAAGAACCAAGCAGGUCAUUCUUUCUUUUUGAUAUUAAUAGUCCAUUAAGGAAUAUAGUGAUUGCUACAAUAAAGUCAAAGUAUGCUUAUACUAAUAUUAAGGAAAUAUUAAUUAACAUAUUUAAUCAUAGCAGUAAUUGGAAUUAUACCUUUUUGCAUGGAAGAUUCAAAAGUUAGUUUAGGAAUAGAAAUUAUUAUAAAUUUGAUAUUAGCAAUAGAUAUUAUUCUAAAAUCAAUAGCAAAUGGAUUUAUUUUAAGCAAGAAAUCAUAUCUAAAGAAUAUUUGGAAUAUAUUAAAUUUUAUAGCAUUUAUAUUUACAUGGUUUUUGUUUUUGAAUGAUUCAGAAAUUUCAUAAAUAAUAAAAACUAUAAGGUUUUUAAGAAUCUUUAGAUUUAUAGAAGAGGUAUCAAUAUUAAAAGUACAGUUUAAUGCUUAUGUUGGAAGCUUUUUAAGAGUAAAAUAAGUUUUAAUACCUAUUUUUUUGGUUAUGAUUUAUUUCUCAAUUAUUGGUUUACAUUUAUUUAUAGGUUUAACAGAAAGAAGAUGUCGUUUAACACAAUAUCCUAUAGAUAAUAUUUGGAUAGCAGAUCCAAAUAUUCAAAAAUUAUGUGGAAUUUGGGAAUGUCCAGAAAAUACUUAUUGUGGAAGUCUUUUAGAUUAUAAUCUUCCUAGAAAUGAAACUGAAAAUGAUAUAGAAGCAUUUAAUUGGAAUUUUACAAGAUUUGAUGAUUUUUUUCAUUCAUUGUUAGUUGUCUUUACAUUUUUAAAUGUUACUGGCUGGUCUGGAACAACAUUUAUGGUAUAAUUUAAUUAGAUAUUAGUUUUGGAAAGCCAUGACAACAUAUGUAACAGCAACAUAUUUUUUAAUUAUGAUUUUAUUGAUGGCUUUUAUACUUUCUAAUUUGUUAUUAGCAUUGUUUUAUGAAUCAUUUAUGGAACAAUCAUCUAUAAAAAAUACUUAAAAAAAAUUAAAAUAAGAAUAAUAAUAGAUAGAAGAAGAGAUUAAAAGAAAAAAUCAAUAAUAACUAAUAAAUCGUCUUAGUGAUAUAAGUAAAUAAAAAGAAAAAGGAAAUUAAACUUCUAAUUUUAGUAUCUAUUUUACAGAAGAAUAAAACAUUAAUAUUAAAGAAGUUGAAUAAGAGUUAUUUAUUAACAAACUCUUAAAUUCUCCUAAAAUCUCAGUAUUAAAUACUUUAUUUAUUUUUCUUUCUGCUUUUGUUAUUGCCUUUGAUUAUGAUGGUAUUUCUAAAAAUUAUGUUCAAAAUUUUUAACUAAUUGAUUUUGUUUGCAUACUUUAUACUUUUUUUGAGAUAACCAUUUAAUUUUGUGGAAAAGGUAUUAAAGAAUUUUUUGAAAAAAGAAUUAAUGUUUUCGAUUUUUUGAUAAUUUUAUCCUAAUGGCUUUUAAUUUUCUAUUUAGUAUGUUUUGAUUAACCUAUAAUAUAUAAUAAUAGUAGAGACAUUAUAUUUAUAAAAUCUCUUAAAAUUUUAAGAAUAUUUAAAUCAUUAUUUUUUGCAAAAGUAUUUUACACUAUUGCAGUAUUAAUAAGAUCUUUAAUAAGUACUUUAAUAGCACUUAAGAAAAUAUUGUUUUUAUGGAUUUGUCUAAUAUUUUUAAUGUCUAUAUUUGGUAAGCAUAUAUUGUAAAACAAAAUGUCUGAAUAAAAUAUGACUAUAUAUUAUAAUGAUCUAGGAUCUUCUAUAAUGGCAGUAGUCAAUAUAUUUUAUAAUGAAGAAUGGCACAUAACAAUGUAUAAAUAUGGUAGAAACACUGAAGCAUCUAUUGUAUUUUAUAUUAUUUGUGUUAUUUUUGGAUAAAUAUUUUUUAUUAGAUUAUUAACAGCUGUCUUUUUAAAUGAAUUUGGUUAACAUAUUGUAAGUGUUUAAAUAAGUCUAAAACCAAUAGAUUAUAAAAAGCUAUUUUCUAAAAAGAAAAAGAAGGUAUGAAUAUUAUUAAAGUAAAUAGAUUGAAAAUAUAGAAAGCGAAUAAAAAUUAUAGUAGGUUUAAUAAGGAAAAAGAAAAGAAAAAUAGAGAUAACAUUCUUAUUUGAAUAAUUGUAAAGUUAAAGGGGAACAGAAGAAUAUUAAUCAAUAAUAAGGUAAAGCCUCAUUUUAAAAUAUUGAUGAAUUAUUUAACCUUUUUCAAGAGAAUUAAUAAGAAAGUAAAUAAUAAAUAGUUAAAUCUGAUGCUGUUAUUAAACAAUUAGAAUAAGAGAAUAAAACUUUAUUUUUAUUUGCUGAAAAAAAUCCGUUACGUCUUCGCGUUAAGUCUUUAAUUGAAAAUUUACCAUUUAGAGUAUUUCUAAUUCUUCUGGUUCUGAUAUGUGUUGUAAGAACUAUGCUGCUGACCCCAUUUUUAGAUCCAGAAUCUGAUUUAUUUUCAAUUUUAAGAACAGUCCAUUUAGUAAAUACUGUUUUAUUUUGCAUUUAAAUAUUUUUUAACAUUAUUUCUGAUGGUUUAAUAAUUGGAGAGGAAUCAUAUUUAUAGAAAUCACCUUACAAUGCACUUAAUUUCAUUAUUACAACAGUAGAUAUUAUUGCUAUUUUUAAUUAUAAUUAAUUAAUAUUUAACCUUUUUUCAAGUUUAAGGAUUUUAGAGUUUAUCAGAAUUGGAGCAGAAUUAAAUUAAAAUAUUAAUUAUGUAUCAUAAGCAUUAAUGAAAGCUUUUUAAACUAUGAUUCAAUUAAGUAUAUUUUGUUUUGUGAUUCUACUUGUAUAUGGAAUAUUUGCAACAAAACUAUUAAAGGGUUGUUUAUAUUAUUGUUCAAUAUCAAAUUAAUUAUAAGAUUAAGUAAAUAAUAAAUGGGAUUGUAUGGACAAUGGUGGUUCAUGGGUAAAUAAGAUAUUAGGAUUUGAUAAUAUAUUUGAUAGUGCUUUAACUUUGUUUGUCACUGCAACUACUGAGGCUUGGCUUCCAAUCUUAAUAGAUACAUGGAGUUCUAGAGGAAAAGAUCUUGCUCCUAUUAACAAUCAUAAUAGAUGGUGGGCAGUAUAUUUUUAAGUAUUUUUUUUUAUUGGAAAUAUAUGUAUGCUUAAUAUGUUUAUAAGUUUGGUUGUAAAUACAUAUUAACAAACAAAAAUAAAAGCUUAAGGUAUGUCAGAUUUAAAUGGUAAUCAAAGAGAAUGGUUGUAAAUUAAAAAUAGUAUACAUAAUCUUACUCCAAGAGUUAAUUAUGAAUUACCUAAAAAUAAGGUAAUGCUAUUAUUUUAUUAUUUUGCUGAGAGUAAGAAAUUGAAAUACUUUUGGCAUUCAAUCAUUGCAUUAAAUACAAUAAUCUUAUCAUUAUUUUAUACAAGAUAAAAUGAGAUAUUUAGAAAUAUUCUAAUAGAAAUUAAUUAAUAUUGUAUUUUGAUAUCUGCAAUUGAAAUUUCAGUUAGAUUUAUAGUAAAAUAGAGGGGAAAAAGAGAUAUUUUUCUAUUAAUAGAUUGUUUUGGAAUUAUCUUAAAUCUUUUUGAUUUAUUCAUAUUAUAGUUAUUGUUUGAUAAUUUUUAUAUUAUCAGAUCUUGCAAAGCAUUAUCAGUAGCAUUCCAAUUAUUAAGAAACUAUUAUAUAAUUAGGUAAAAAUAUAUUAUUUUUAAGACGCUUUCCAGAGUUAGAGAAAUUAUUCAAUACAAUAUUUUCAGUUAUACCUUCUGCUUUAGCUAUGAUAUUUAUUAUGGCUUUAUUUCUUUUUAUAUAUGCCUCUUUAGGAAUGGAUUUAUUUGGAUAUUUGAGACCAUAAAAUUAUAUUGAAGGUUUUGAUCUCCAUUUUAAAAAAUUUACAACUGCUAUGUUUUCCUUAAUCAGAGUAGCUAGUUCAGAAUAAUGGUGGGCUUUAUUAGUUGAUUCUGUGCAUACCAGAACACCAGAUUUUGCUUGCAUUUACAUUAAUGAUUAUUAAGAUUAUUAAGAACAUGGGUAUAAUGGAUGUGGAACAUAUUGGGCAUAUGCUUAUUAUAUUUCCUUCCAUCUUAUAUUUUCAUUAGUCAUACUCAACUUAUUUAUAGCUUCUAUACUUGGUGCAUAUGAAGAACAUGUAAAAUCAGAAUAGAGUGCAAUUUCUAAAUAUUAAUUACAUGAUGUAUUGAAUCAUUGGGCAUAAUAUGAUCCAAAAGGAACAGGAUUUCUUAAUUAUAAGUAGUUUUGGAAGUUAUCUUCACAAAUAGCUAUCUGUUUUGGAGUUCCAGUUAAAGAACUUUUAGAUCCUGCAAAUAAAACUAAUUUUUUAAGAGCAUUAAAUAUUCCACUUUAUGAAGAUGAAUAAGGUCUAAUGGGCUAUCUAUUUCAUGAUGUAAUUGUUAGUUUGACUAAAUUAUCUGUUGAAUUAAAAUAUGGUGUCAAAGAGUAUAAAUUGUAAUCAUUAUUAGUUUGGAAUCAAGUUCAUAUAAAUGCAAAGAAUAUUUUCAUGAUUAUUACAAAAUAUUUAAGAUUACACCAUAUAAUAGUGGUUAAAUGUCAAGUAUUAUUUUCAUUUAAGGAAAAAUCAGAACAAUAAGAAAUAGAAAAAAAGGAAUUAAAUUCAUUAAUAUUGAAGCUCUUAAGUAGGAACUUUAAAAUUAAAAUGAUGCUUAAUAUAAUGAUAAUUGA
Molecule: messenger RNA, 4779 nt
Organism: Paramecium pentaurelia
Lineage: Eukaryota; Ciliophora; Oligohymenophorea; Peniculida; Parameciidae
Source: the annotation of a GenBank genome assembly